Messenger RNA from Spirodela intermedia, 2307 nucleotides. Lineage: Eukaryota; Viridiplantae; Streptophyta; Magnoliopsida; Alismatales; Araceae. The record is from the annotation of a GenBank genome assembly.
AUGCCCUCUUCUUCUUCUUCUUCUUCGGGCGACCUUCUCUCAGCAGCAAGGCGAGUGAGAACGUUCGGCCAACUGAAGCAGCUCCACGCUCAGGCCCUGCAGCACGCCUUCCAUGGCCAGCCCAACCAGUGGCUCACCCACCUGCUCGCGCACUGCGCCCGCCUCCGCGCUCCGCGGUCCUACGCCCGCCGCCUGUUCGACGCCGCGCGAAGCCCCGAUGCGCGUGCCUUCACCUCCAUGCUCAGAUUCUACUCACUCCUCGGCGCUCGCAGCGAAGUCCUCUCCCUCGUCUCCCGCAUGCUCCGGCACGGCCUCCCCCCCGACGCCUUCGUCUUCCCCAUCCUCGUCAAGAACUCCGCCAGCGGCGCCCUCGAGCCCCUCCACGGCCGCGUCCUCCGUCUCGGCCACUGCGCCGACCCGUACAUUCGCAAUGCUAUCAUGGACGCCUACGCCAAGCGCGGCGCCCCCGCGAAUGCCCGGAAGGUGUUCGAGGAAGCGCCCCAGAUAACCGCUGCCGACUGGAACGCAAUGGUCUCGGGGUACUGGCACUGCGGCGACGAAGCGGAGGCCCGCAGGAUGUUCGACGCCAUGCCGGCGAAGAACGUCGUCUCCUGGACCGCCAUGGUCACCGGGUACUGCAAGAUCGGCGAGCCGGAGAAGGCGAGGGUGGUGUUCGAUGCCAUGCCGGAGAGGACCGUCGUGUCGUGGAAUGCCAUGCUCUCUGGCUACGCCCAGAACGGGCUCGCAGAAGCCGCCCUAAAGUUGUUCACUGAGAUGGUGGAUGGAGAAGUUCACCCCGACGAGACCACCUGGGUCACCGUCGUCUCUGCGUGCUCAUCCAGAAGGGACCUGCGCAUGGCAGAGUCUCUGGUCGCCGCCCUCGAGGAGAGGGGGAUGAUAAGCGAGAACCCUUUCCUCAAGACGGCACUGCUCGACAUGUACGCCAAGUGCGGCGCUCUCUGUAAGGCUAGGGAGAUCUUCGAUGCCAUGGGGAGGAGCAGGAACUCGGUCUCCUGGAACGCGAUGAUCUCCGGGUACUGCAGAGAGGGAGAUCUCGCCAUCGCCCGGCAACUGUUCGACGAAAUGCCCCGCAGGAACGUAAUCUCCUGGAACUCUAUGAUCUCCGGAUACGUGCAGAACGGGCAGUGGGGGAGCGCCCUCGAACUCUUCAACGCCAUGGAGGAGGAAGUGAAGCCGGACGAUGUCACCAUGGCCUCCGUCCUAUCCGCCUGCGGGCACCUGGGGGCCCUUGGGACCGGCCGGCGGGCCGCGGAGAUCAUCUCCAGGGAGAAGAUCAGGCUGGGCCUUUCAGGCCACAACGCGUUGGUUUUCAUGCACUCGCGGUGUGGGAGCGUGGCGGAGGCCAGGAGGGUCUUCCAGGAGAUGCCCACCAGGGACGUCGUCUCCUACAAUUCUCUCAUCACCGGCCUCGCCGCCCACGGCCACGGCGGCGAAGCGGUGGCGCUGUUGCGGAGGAUGAAGGAAGAAGGGGUCGACCCGGACAGGAUCACCUUCCUCGGGAUCCUGACGGCCUGCAGCCACGGCGGGUUGGCGGCGCAGGGCCGGGAGGUGUUCUCCGCCAUCGGGAGCCCCACCGUCGACCACUACGCCUGCAUGGUAGACCUCCUCGGCCGUGCCGGGGAGCUGGACGCGGCGGCGAAGCUGGUGGCGGAGAUGCCGGUGGCGCCGCAUGCCGGUGUAUACGGCGCGCUGCUGCACGCAAGCAGGAUCCACCGGCGGGUCGAUCUCGGGGAACUCGCCGCCGAGAAGCUGUUCGCCCUCGAGCCGGAGAACGCCGGCAACUAUGUGCUGCUCGCCAACAUCUACGCCGCCGCCCGCCGGUGGGAGGACGUGGAGAAGGUGAGGGAGGCGAUGCAGCGUAGCGGGGUGAGGAAGACGACAGCCUGCAGCUGGGUGGAGCUCCGCGGGGAGAUCCACCGCUUCACCGCCGGCGACCAGUCCCACCCCCAAAGGGAGGAGAUCUACCGGGUGCUGCAGGAGUACGGGGAGAAGAUGAGGGCGAUGGGGUACGCCAUUGAUAGAAGCUGGUCACUGAAGGAGGUGGAGGAGGAGGAAGAAGAAGGGAUGGUGGGGACUCACAGUGAGAGGUUGGCCGUCGGGUUCGUCCUCCUCGCCGGCGCGCCGAGGGAGGCGAUCAGGGUGGUGAAGAACCUCAGGAUCUGCGGCGACUGCCAUCUCGCCAUCAAGAUGAUCUCGAAGAUCUCCGGCAGGGAUAUCGUCGUCAGAGACACCAACAGGUUCCACUGCUUCAGAGACGGCGGCUGCUCCUGCGGAGACUACUGGUGA